Racocetra fulgida is the source of this 942-nucleotide messenger RNA. The record is from the annotation of a GenBank genome assembly. NCBI's taxonomy places the organism in Eukaryota, Fungi, Glomeromycota, Glomeromycetes, Diversisporales, Gigasporaceae.
AUGUCUGGCAAAAAGAAAGAGAUUACUCUUCGAUCACAAGAGCAAAAACGUAAAACCGUAUUUAAAGCAGUAUUAAAUUCUCCCUAUACUGUAAAAUGGUCAGUUAAUAAUAUUUUAUGUUUUUUACUCGACCAAAAUUCAUUUAUAUGUCAACUGUUUAGGCCUGAAGUUUCUUUGGAAGAUCAACAACUUAUACUGGAAGAGCUCUGCGAAUUAAACCGUCGUAAAGGUGUAACAAUUGAUGAUGAAACAGCAACAUCUAGCAAAUCGAUUUCCUUACCACCUCCUCCACCGAUCUUAUCACGCAUCGUAAUUGGAAUUAACGAUGUAACAAGACACCUUGAACAAUCUAUUAAUCCUAACAUUAAACGCAAAUAUGUGCAAGGGUUUUCAGAUCCAUUAAUCUCAACAAAUCCUAAUAAUCAACUUACGAAUCCUUCGCCCAUUGUAAUACAAAAUGAACAUUUAACAUCUUUACGAAUGAUUUUUGUUUGUAAAGCUGACAUAUUGCCACCUCAUUUAUGUGCGCAUCUGCCAAUCAUGUCUUCCAUAGCUAGAGAUGUAUUACUUGUUCCAUUACCCUCGGGAGCUGAGGAAUUGAUUAGUAACAAACUUGGCAUAAAGAGAACGUCGUGUAUUGGUGUAAAGAUAAAAACGCCUGAAUUUGAUGUAAUCUAUAAAUUGGCCAAGGACAAAGUAGGUCCUGUUAACGCUCCAUGGUUGAUCCCGUUCAAAUCAGAAUUUUCAAAAAAGCGAAAAGGUAUUGAGGAAGAUGAAAUUAUACCAUCAGCUAGUGUAGUUGAUGAUUUUAUGAAGACAGCUUGUAAUGAAUAUGCGCCAACUCAAAUUAAACAACUUAUAACAUCCGCCCCAGUAAAGUCCAAGAUGAAGCAAAAAAAAAUAAAGGGACAAACAAAAGCUACUGAAAUAAAAAAAACUUGA